Penicillium oxalicum is the source of this 3546-nucleotide messenger RNA. RefSeq names its product DNA repair ATPase SMC5. Gene Ontology annotation, biological process: double-strand break repair via homologous recombination. Gene Ontology annotation, molecular function: ATP binding; ATP hydrolysis activity. The record is from RefSeq and is a predicted model, not a curated record. Gene Ontology annotation, cellular component: Smc5-Smc6 complex. The coding region runs from base 1 to 3546 and encodes 1181 amino acids. NCBI's taxonomy places the organism in Eukaryota, Fungi, Ascomycota, Eurotiomycetes, Eurotiales, Aspergillaceae. The transcript has 6 exons.
AUGGCUCGCAGUACGGUUCCUCGUCGCCGAUCACGUAGGGAAGAAUAUGCUGGGAGCGAUGAAGCCCAUUCCGACAGCUCGGCCCUCGAAUCCCAAAGCAAGCGUCCGCGUCUUAGUACGGCCGAGGCUGAAUCUGAUAGAGGCGCUAUUUCAGAAGAAGAUGAUGCUGCAGAGGAGAGCGAUGUGCCUACAAAUUCUCCGUUGGAUAAAGUUCAUGCGCCGCGACAAAUGGCUCAUCGUGGAAUCGGUCCGGGGGGGUACAAACCUGGAGCGAUUGUUCGAAUCAAAGUGACAAAUUUCGUCACUUACACUUCUGCUGAAUUCCAUCCAGGGCCCAAGUUGAACAUGGUCAUCGGCCCAAACGGUACCGGCAAAAGUACUUUGGUUUGCGCAAUCUGUCUCGGUCUCGGCUGGGGACCUCAGCACCUCGGUCGCGCUAAGGAUCUCGGAGAAUUUGUCAAGCACGGUUGCGCAGAAGCGAAGAUUGAAAUCGAGCUUGCAGGUCAACCUAAGCUCUCCUCGAAUCCUAUUAUUUGCCGGACGAUCAAGAGAGACGGAAAUAAAAGCUCAUUCACGGUCGAUGGAAAACACGCCAGUUCAAAGUCCGUUGCGAAUCUCGUCCAAUCUUUUGCGAUCCAAGUGGAUAACCUCUGCCAGUUCCUCCCUCAAGAUAAGGUUGCUGAGUUUGCUGCACUCUCCCCUGUGGAGCUUCUCCAUUCCACUUUGAGAGCUGCAGCUGAGCCUGAGAUGACCACUUGGCAUAAAAACUUGAAGGAUCUUCGACACAAACAAAAGAUGUUGGAACUUGAAAAUCGCGGCGACAAUGAAAAUCUCGCAAACCUAAAGGACCGUCAGGAGUCGCAGAGGGCAGAGGUCGAGAACAUGCGGCAGAUGGCAGCGGCGCAGGAACGAAUUGGCCUCUUAGAACUUUGCCGGCCGCUUCUCGAGUACAAAAACUACCAUAAGGAGUUUGCGGAGCUCUCACGAAGGAAAGCUCAAGUCGAAGAAGAGGAGAAGCAGCUGAAAGCUGAAGUCGAGCCUACUUUGAUUGCAGUCAAGACCAAGCAUAGGUAUGCUGAGCAGAUAGCGCAAGUUCGAGCCUACCGCAAGCAGCAAGUACAGCAACUGUCUACCGCAGCCUCGACCUGUGAUCAGGAUGUCAAGAAAUUGCAGAGUCAGAUGGAAGAUCUGAAUGCAAAAAUUGCCACUGAAAAAAAGACAUCGCACAAGUACAGAGCCGAAAUAUUGCAGAUGCAACAACAGGUGAAUAGUCUCAGGCGUCAACAUGAGGAAGAAGCUGUGGAUUUUGACGCUGCAUACUACAAUGAUCAACUUAGAGAGAAAAGGCUGGCCCAGCGUGAUCUCCAGACAAAAGCGAGUGAGAUAAAGGAACAACGACAGCCAUUCCACCAGAAGAUGGCAGAGCUAUCUAAAAAUAUUUCCGAGGCUGGGAAUGCCCUCACGAACCUGGAUUCGGAGACGGGAAAACAAGAAGCUAGGCUGCAACAACAGUCUCCGGAAACCUUCAAAGCCCAUCGUUGGGUUCAGGAAAAUCAAAGCAAAUUUGAGAAACCAGUCAUUGGACCUCCUAUCUUGACAUGCUCGGUCACAGACCCUCGAUACGCCGAUGCCGUGGAAGCGCUUCUGAACAGGAAUGAUUAUCUCGCAUUCACUGUUCAGACGAAAAAAGAUUUUCGCACUUUGCAGCAACAUCUAAUGGGGCAGCUCAAGUUACAUGACAUCACGAUUAAAACAAGCCCAUCUUUGGACAAUCCAGCUCUACAACCUCCAUUAUCCGACGAGGAACUUCAGCAAUUAGGGUUCGAUGGCUGGGCAAAAGAUUUCAUUACGGGGCCAGAUCCUGUAAUUGCCUCCCUUUGCCUCGAAAAUCGCUUCAGCAGCACCCCGAUCAGUCUUCAACCGUUCAACGGCGAACAAGCAGAGGUGGAUGCAUUGCGCAAAAAACGAGUCACUAUUUUCGCUGCGGGGACUCAAAUGUACCAAACAAAUUAUCGUGCCGAGUACAACGCGUCCUCCACAAGCGUGAAAGCAGUUCGGCCAGCCCAAGUGUGGACCUCUCGACCUAUUGACACCUCUGUCAAGGAUAGUCACCAACAAAAUAUCGAUAAUUGGACACGCGAAUUGGAAGAUGUCAAGGAGCAAAUUCAGAAAUUCAGAGCACAGAUGCAAGGCUUGGAAAAUUCGAACAAACAGAUCACUGGAGAAAUCGCUGCAAUUGAAAAAGAGAAGUCAGAACGACAGUCCGCCCAUACCAAAUGGCUCGCUAUCCCUGGAACUAUCAGUCAAAAGGAAACCAAGGCAGGCAACCUCCAGAAGCUGCUUGACGAAAUGCGUGAUAGGGUGACGGCACUUCGUGAUGAGCAGGACGAGCUUGCAAUGCAAAAAGCGGAAGCUGCGAUCGUUUAUGCAGAUACCGCUGAGGCCUACCGGCAUGCUUGCGAAGAGCUUGUCAAGGUUGAGAUCUGGUACCUAGAGGCAAGCUCCGAUCAUAAGACGCUCGAGGAGAAGCACGCGGGGAUUACUCAAUUGCUUGGCGAAAAGGCCCAGGAAGUUAGCCGUCUCCGUGAUGAGUAUCGGGAGCGCAAGCGACGAGGCCGCGAGAUGUUGAAUGACGCCAAAGAGACGUUCAAAAAGGUGCAAGAGCGACCGGGCACCGAAAGCCUCAUCAGCACUGUGAAUGAUGCCUCCUACACCCUGGACAGCCUGAACGCCGAUAUCGAAUCUCAGCAGGCUCAACUUCAGCUAUUUGUCGGUGGCAAUAGCAACCUGAUUAAGGUCUUCGAGGAUCGUGAGAAGCAAAUUGAGAGAUUGGAAGCCAAACUCAAUGACUACCGCACCAAACUGGCCGACUUCGAUGCAGCAAUCAAGGAAGUUCGCGAUCGCUGGGAGCCGAGGCUGGAUGCCCUUAUCUCUAAAAUCAGUGAUGCCUUUAGCGAUUCAUUUGCACGCAUUGGCUGUGCAGGACAGGUUAGUCUUGACAAGGUCGAGGCUGAGCGUGGGCCGAACGGGGAAGCCGGUGGCAGCGAGUUCGAUCAGUGGUCUAUUCAAAUUCAUGUCAAAUUCCGCGAACAUGAGCAGCUCUCGGUUCUCGAUUCACACCGCCAAUCUGGAGGAGAACGAGCUGUCAGCACAAUAUUCUACCUCAUGGCUCUGCAAUCAUUGUCUGCAUCACCUUUCCGAGUUGUUGACGAGAUCAACCAGGGUAUGGAUCCUCGUAAUGAGCGGAUGGUACAUGGCCGCCUGGUUGAUAUUGCCUGCAACACCGAUGAGGGAGUGACUGCGGACCAGGAUGGAAAUACCGUCGGCGGCGGUGGGGGUGGCCAAUAUUUCUUGAUCACCCCCAAACUUCUCAGCGGUCUGUCUUACAAACCUGGGAUGCGCGUGCUUUGCAUCUACAGCGGCGAACACAUGCCUGAAGACCACACUACGCUCGACUUUGGUCGGGCCAUUCGUAAGAUGAAGGCUAUCCACGUCCGGGCGUCGAGUACUGCGGCAAACCAUUCUCGGGCAAGUGUCUACGCUUAA